AUGCUUUUGGGUCUACGGGUCAAUGGGAGAGUCGUCGUAGGACCAUCCGAGAUUAGUGCAAGUGCAUGGACCACGUUUUUGGGCCGUCAACCUCCAGAAAAUCACAUUAAAGGUAGACGUGUUCGUAUCUCUUGGUUAAAACAAAUACUAGAAGAAACUCUAAUAUCUGAAAAUACCUCCCAUGACAAACUCAUUAUAUACACAAGAAUUUAUAUUAUAUUGUGCAUCUCCCUAACUUUAUUCCCUGAUAAAUCGGCAAAAGAUGUACAUAGUAUGUGGAUACCAUUUGUUCAGGAUUUUGGUCAGUGUGGUGAAUAUAGUUGGGGAUCAGUUGUGUUAGCGUAUCUAUAUAGGGAAAUGUGCAAAGCAGUUGACGUUGAUGUUGAUGGUAUGAGGGGGUGUGUUAUUCUACUACAAACAUGGGGAUUUACACGAUUACCAUUUAUAGCACCAAUUACUUCUGCAGUUCCAAGUCAUCCAUAUGCAUCAAUAUGGGCUUCGACCAACAAGAAAAAAAAUUGCUCUAGAAAUCCUCGUCACUACCUUGAUGGGUAUCGUGUCAUGCUCGAUCACAUGUCGUCAACAAACAUAAUUUUGGUUUGA
Molecule: messenger RNA, 603 nt
Organism: Lathyrus oleraceus (garden pea)
Lineage: Eukaryota; Viridiplantae; Streptophyta; Magnoliopsida; Fabales; Fabaceae
Product: protein MAIN-LIKE 2-like
Exons: 2
Coding region: 1-603 (200 amino acids)
Biological process (GO): meristem maintenance; meristem development
Source: RefSeq, a predicted model, not a curated record